Messenger RNA from Bursaphelenchus okinawaensis, 1499 nucleotides. Lineage: Eukaryota; Metazoa; Nematoda; Chromadorea; Rhabditida; Aphelenchoididae. The record is from the annotation of a GenBank genome assembly.
AUGUCUAAAGAUGCAGCAGCGCCGGAGAUCGACGAAGAGGAUAGAGACGCACAGACAUUGCCUGAGACCGUUGAUGCUAUCAACAAAUCCGACGGAAAAUUGAUUUGGGAAUGGUACGAUAAGCUAAUGAAGGUGGGUAGAUGCUUUGUUAGGUAUUAUAAUUGUUUUUGAAUUUGUUUGCGGUCAAAUAUUGUCAAAGGCGUUUGAUGGGAUGGAUUAUAUUGUUGCAAAGGCUGAUGCACGAUGGAGAGUGCUUUAAUUGUUUUGAAAUUUUGAAAUAAGCAAGGCUGCAGUCUUUUGUUCUAGGUAGUCGAAGCUCAAAUUCAAAAAUUUUAUUUACUUGAAGUUACAAUGAUUUUGCUGUCAUCUACUCUUUAAAAAUUUUUUUUAUUUAUCGAUUCUUAAUUUCCAGAAUCCACCAUCUGUCGACGCUUUUCUUGAUCCGAAGAAUGUUGCAAAGAACCGCUUUCCUAAUAUGUUGUUAUACGACAAAAGCCGUGUUAAAAUUACAGGAGGCGACGACUACAUUCAUGCUUCUUGGGUUGAUGGUUAUGAACAUAUUGGUAAGCUAAUUGGCAAUUUUUUUCUUUACUUUUAGGUCGUUACAUUCUUUGUCAAGUUCCAUUUGACCAGGAAACGGAGUCAGAUUUCUGGCGGAUGUGUAAUCAAGUGAAACCAUCGUUGAUUGUGGUACUAUGCAGCUCACUGGAUGGUCAGGGUAAGAAGCAGAUGAAGGACUUUUGGCCAGCACCAAAAACUGACAAAAAAUAUGGACAGGGGUUGGCUGUUAGGAACAGCUACAAUGAACCGGUAAGCUAAAAAAAUUUUUAAAAAAUUUAAAUUUCCAACAAUUUUAAAAAAUUUUAGUUGUUUUUUAGUCUGAAGCUUAUUUUAAAUCUUUUCAGAAUCGCGACUUCGACUCCCACGAGCUCUACAUAACAGACACCAGGGAGAAGGCCAAAGUCGAGCACAAGGUCGCUCUAAUGCAGUAUCGAAAGUGGGUAUCGGACGAGGAAAUGCCAGAUAACUUGCUUGAGUUUCGUGCUAUGAUGAAGAUCGCAUUCGCACGUGCCGAGAAGGAAGGACGUGGUGAAGGUCCAUUGUUGUAUUUGUGUCCGAAUGGAUGUCAUCGAUGUGGAAUCUUGGCCGCUGUGGACAUUAUUAUCGAACGGAUUAGUUCGGAGAAGAAGGUAUGGGGGUGAGAUUGAAAAAAUGAAUUUUUAUCCAAAAUUUCGAAAAAAAUGUUACCUAAAAAAAUUUGGUUUAAAAAUUUUAAAGACUGUUGGUUUUUUGACAUAAAACCAUAUUUUAGGUAACAAAAAUAACUUUUUCACUCAUUUUAGGUUGGUGUAAAAGAAACUGUCGUGAACAUAAGAAAACAACGCUACGGAGCCUUCCAUCGGUUCGAAGCCUACGCCUUUGUUGCUGACCUACUGGUUCGUCAUGCCGUUUCUUCUGGACUGGUCGACAACAAUUUUAUUGGACUUAGAAAGACUUGA